Ruditapes philippinarum (Manila clam) is the source of this 1087-nucleotide messenger RNA. RefSeq lists its product as uncharacterized. NCBI's taxonomy places the organism in Eukaryota, Metazoa, Mollusca, Bivalvia, Venerida, Veneridae. The transcript is spliced from 3 exons. The record is from RefSeq and is a predicted model, not a curated record. Bases 1 to 888 code for a protein of 295 amino acids.
AUGGCAGCAAAAAGUGAGAAAAUGGACAUUACUGACAGUGAGGAUGCGGAAAAAGACUUUCUAAAGUCAGUAACCAGUCUAGACGAUAGUUUGGACAAUUCCAUUGACAGUUUACAGGGCAGUCUUACUUUACCAACAUUUACAAUGGGCCAGUCCGGUGAAUUAACUGGAAGUCAAGGAUUUCAAAUUGUUGGAGAUAGGAACUUGACUCUUUCACAGAGAAGUAAUGAAUCUAGCUCCCAGAGACCAGUGCAAAUAGGAAUAAAUCAUUCCAGUGGUUCAGAAUCUGGAUUUGCAUUAAUCCAGAGUCAUGUGACUUCUGAUGUAAGUCAUGUGACUCCAACUUUAGGUCAUGUGACCACUGGUGUAAAUUUGCAAGGCAAUACAUUGAUAUUUCAAAGUAGCCAAUUAAGUGCUUUAAACAUGAUGCAAAAUGCAAACCAAUACCAAAUAGUAAUACCAAGUGUUACAAAAGACAUAAAUAUAAGCCAGCAGUUGGCAGGAAAUGUUGCUAAAUGUGAUGUUAAUGAAUUAAGUAAUACUGGUGAAGUAUUUGAAGCCGUUAACCCCGAUGAAAAACCAGGCAGGUGUAAAACUUCUCCAAAACAUCGUGGGCGGAAAAGUAGGUCUACAUCUUCUACAGGGAAUGAAAUGACAAUCAAGUUAGAGGCAGCACCUGGACCUUCACCUUGCCGUAUGGAUUCCAGUGAUUCACUACAACCUGGUGGUGGAGAUGUGGGAUUCAAACCGUCACUCCUUGAUGAAAUACUUACUGAAAAGAAACAGGCAUUAAUGAAGUCACCAGAUGUGAUCCGCUUCCUUCAAGCUCAACAACAACAACAAACUAGGGAGAAAUGUGCUGAACGUUUACAGUCCAAGAACUCUUGAUGAAAAUACAAUUUUAGAGCCCCAAAUAUGCAUUCUGUGAAUUAUUCAUCAACAACAUUCCUGUAAAAAGUGCCCCCCUAUCAGAUUUAAUGUACAUGUAAUAUAGAUAACCAGUGCAAACAUUAAUUUUUUGACAAAAACUUGUGAAAUCCUAGUGAAGGAUCUACUGUGGUCAAGUUGUAAACAUCGCUGGCAUAGA